This is a messenger RNA of Phycodurus eques (leafy seadragon), 2644 nucleotides long. RefSeq names its product protein arginine methyltransferase 2 (gene prmt2). The record is from RefSeq and is a predicted model, not a curated record. The transcript has 8 exons. Gene Ontology annotation, molecular function: protein binding; protein-arginine N-methyltransferase activity. Bases 531 to 1787 code for a protein of 418 amino acids. Gene Ontology annotation, cellular component: nucleus. Gene Ontology annotation, biological process: peptidyl-arginine methylation. Lineage: Eukaryota; Metazoa; Chordata; Actinopteri; Syngnathiformes; Syngnathidae.
CAUACUAAUAUUUACUGUUAUUAUGACUUUCCUACUGCGUAAACAAUAGAUUACGGCCCGUUUCGAUUUACGUAGAAAUUCUCCGCCGUACGAACGGAACUCCAUUGUAAACCUCGGACCUUCUGAGGGAAAAAAAAAAAAAAGGAGUGAAAAAAAAAUCAGUUUUCUGCACAUCAAGCGUUUGAUGCUGUCAGUAAGCACUCACGCACUCGCAUACAUUAAAGCCCCGCUGUAGGCACCAUGAAAUAAAUGUCAUUUUUAUGCGAAACUAUAAAUCUAAACGCUGUAAAAGCUCAUUUGAUUGUAAAUUCACUAUUUCCGGUUGCCUUUGAACCCAACACACGUGACGUACGCAACAGGAAGUGCCCGCAAAAGUUGCGCUGGCCGCUUAAUUUUUUUUCCCCCCACUGAUAGUUUCCAGCUCAACUGAACUCCGUUACUACACAUUUUAUAACAAACAUAUAUAUUUACAAAUGUAUAGCUAUUUCUUUUGGGAGCAGCAUUAAGUAGCCGGGUUGGCGUUUGUUGAGAUGGAGGAUGUGGUGCCACCUGAGGAGUACGUUGUCCUCUGGAGCUUUCAUGGGCGUUGCAGUGAAGAGCAGCUAAGUAUCAGCAAAGGAGAGCGACUGAUGGUCCAUGCCAAGAUCUCCCCAGAGUGGUGGUGGGCUGAGCUGCGGGGGGUCUUUGGAUACGUCCCGGCCAGCUACCUCUACCAGGGAGCCAAUGAAGAUGAGGAGGAGGACGCGUGGCAGGAUGAGGAGUACUAUUUCACGUACGGAACACUGAAUCUUCACUUGGAGAUGUUGUCAGACAAGAGCCGCACAGAAGCGUACAGGCGGGUCAUCGUCAACAACAGCGCUUCUCUGCACAGGAAGGUGGUGAUGGACCUCGGCUGCGGGACGGGCAUCAUGAGCCUGUUCUGCGCUCAGCUGGCACAACCGGCAGCGGUGUACGCCGUGGAGGCGAGCUCGAUGGUGGAGCACACCGAGGAGCUAGUGAAGCAGAACGCUUGCGAGGAGGUGAUCACGGUGCUGCGGGGUCGAGCCGAGGAGAUCCAACUGCCCGAGCAGGUGGAUGUCCUGGUGUCCGAGUGGAUGGGCAACUGCUUGCUCUUUGAGUUCAUGGUGGAGUCGGUCCUGCUGGCCAGAGACCGCUGGUUAAGGGAAGGUGGCACGAUGUGGCCCUCGUCCGCAGCCCUCACCCUGGUGCCAUGUCAAGCCCACAGAUACUACGCCGAUAAAAUGGCCUUCUGGGAGAAGCCCUACGGCCUGGACUUUACCCCGCUUCAGCCACUUGCACUGCAGGAGUUCUUCGCCAAGCCCAAGUUCAGCCACUUAAUGGAGCCAGGCGACCGCCUCGCCUCUCCUGUAGACGUCAUCCGCUUGGACAUGUACACGUUGCAGGUGGCAGACCUGGAGGAAAUGCAGGGCGAGUUCAAGUUUCGCCUGGACCAGUCUGGCGUGUUCCACGGCUUCACCGCCUGGUUCAGCGUUUGUUUCGAGAGCCUGGAGGAGGGGGGAGCGCCGGUGGAGCUGAACACCGGGCCUGACUCUGAGCCGACACACUGGAAGCAGACUCUCUUCAUGCUCGACGAGCCCGUCAGUGUGCGUGCCGCAGACCUCAUUAGUGGAACCGUUAUUCUGCGAAGGAACCCCGUCUGGAGGCGCCACUUGACCGUCACCAUUCACUGGGACAUCAACGGCCACACACAGGAGGAGCCCACAUGCCAGGCAAAUGAAUCACCGACAGUGCAGGAACAUUAUGACAGUGGAGCUACACCAAUAUGAUGACGUGCUUCCCCCUUUCUGAUCUUUAGGCCGGUACUAAGAGCUUCCCUAUGUGGCGCUGACAGCUUCUCACCAUCUGACACAACGCUUGCGUGCUGAGUUUCUGCGUUUUUGAGAUCAGCCUUCACUUGUAACGGAUAAAGACCCCGAAAUGGAAGAGAUUUUUUUUUUUUUUUUUUUUUCCCAGAACUUCUCCAGGACAUUUUUAGUGAUGUACCACAGGCAUGGAUCGCACCACCUUCAAAGCGAAGUUGAAAGACUUUAGAUUCUAGUCUUACAAAUAUGAUGGUGGAACCUCCAAAGUUGAACACAACUUAACCAUUUGGUUAACCUCUGAUUUGCUAUUUAUCCCCAUAGGAACUCAUCAAUCAAAAUGUAAACCAAUUAUUGACUUGGUCCUUUAGUUUUAAGAAAUGACAAGAAUGUGGCAAAAUGUUACUUGAAGAGAUAAUUAUUUUAAUCAUUUUAACAAAAAGUUCAGUGUCCAAAAUUAUUCACACCCUUCGUCAAUAAGUCAUAUCCAAUGUUCUACAUGUCAACUUCAUUAGAAAGCUGAACAUUUUCACAUAAGUUACCAGAAUUGUGCCCAAAAAUAUUUGCUCCCAUUUGUCAAGGAUGUGAAUAAUUUUAUUUUCUUUAAAAUGCACAAAAGCUAUUAAAAUAGUGAUUAAUCCUCCUUAAUAACUCUUAAUACAUUGUACACAGUCUUUUGCCACAUUCUUGUGUCAUUUCUAGCUAAAAGAGCCAUUUGACAAAUAAAAAUGGCCAAUGUAUACCUGCUUUUGGUCUCAACUGGAGCUGGAGAGUCCAAAUAUUUCAAAUUAUUGCACUGCACAGACUACAACCGCUGUGUAAAA